AGCUAGGCUAGAAUUUCAGAGAUUUUCAUGAAUGGUUGCCAGUCUGCCUCCGUCUCGUGUAGUGAAUGUGUGCACUGUCACCAUCUCCGGCUCGCGCUCUAAGUCAACUCUCCUUUUCGGCUAUCUUUCUCCGUACUCAUGACGUCACCGGAGUACAGACUAGAGUACUUUAACCUGAGGGGGCGCGCUGAGCCCAUCCGCUGGGUGCUGGCGGUGGCAGAGCAGCCCUACCAGGACGUCAGGUUCGACAAGGAGACCGAGUGGCCGAAGAAGAAAUCAGAUACGCCGUACGGGAAAGUGCCUGUCCUCUAUGUCGAUGGUCGUCCGCUGAGCCAGUCUGUGGCCAUCUGCCGCUACUUAGGCGCAGUUCACGGCUUGUCCUCCAAGGACCCAUGGUUGGCCGCCGUUGGGGAUGAGGUGGCCGACAGCGUGCAUGACCUUCUCCCUGUAGCAGCGCAGAUCGUCUAUGCCAAUACCUUCUUCUGUGGUGACGAGUUGACGUGGGUGGACGUGUUCGUAGCCUGCUACCUGAGUCAGCUGAGCAGCCAGCACAAGGACUGUCUGGACGCCGCACCUAAAGUUCGGGAUCUCAUAUCGACCGUGACGUCUAAACCGGCGCUCAAAAAGUGGCUUGAAGUGCGGCCAGUGACUCCCAUGUAAAUACUCUAGACGCAUAAAACUUCGUUCUUGUAGUG
Molecule: messenger RNA, 695 nt
Organism: Hyalella azteca
Lineage: Eukaryota; Metazoa; Arthropoda; Malacostraca; Amphipoda; Hyalellidae
Product: probable glutathione S-transferase 7
Exons: 5
Coding region: 139-660 (173 amino acids)
Biological process (GO): glutathione metabolic process
Molecular function (GO): glutathione transferase activity
Source: RefSeq, a predicted model, not a curated record